This is a messenger RNA of Plectropomus leopardus (leopard coralgrouper), 6229 nucleotides long. Its product is annotated as BCL11 transcription factor A-like. The record is from RefSeq and is a predicted model, not a curated record. Gene Ontology annotation, cellular component: nucleus. Gene Ontology annotation, molecular function: RNA polymerase II cis-regulatory region sequence-specific DNA binding; DNA-binding transcription factor activity. Gene Ontology annotation, biological process: regulation of transcription by RNA polymerase II; negative regulation of dendrite development. Lineage: Eukaryota; Metazoa; Chordata; Actinopteri; Perciformes; Serranidae.
GUGUCUUCGGGGUCUCUGCCUCCCCUCCACCCCCCCUUCUUCCAUAGGUAGUCCAUAAUGAGUGUCCAUUGGUUUUUAUUACGCCUUGUCCCCCUCCCACUGGCCGGCUUCGCCCUGCCCAUGUUUUCUAUGUCUCAGUCCGUCCAUCUCCUGACGUUCAAGUUCGCAGGAACGUCACGUCCGCACUUGAACUUGCAGCUCAGGGGGGUAUCGCUGUACCCCCAUCACUCUGUCUUUGCGUAAAAAGUCAUGAAGAGGUCCGCACAGCCCGUAGCGCGCGACGCCUCACCCUCUGUGUGAUCUGCCGUUCAUUUUUUCUUUUUUUUUUCCUAUUUGGAUGUCAGACGCAUCAAUGAAGAUAUUUCAUUUGGAGUCUACCUUAUAGGAACGGAUUUCCCAAUGUGAACUCAGCUGAAAAGCCGCCACUAAACCAACAUGUCUCGCCGCAAGCAAGGCAAACCCCAGCACUUGAGCAAACGGGAGUUUUCGCCUGAGCCGCUGUCAGGUGUUUUACCAGAAGAAGACUCUCAGGACUCCCCCAGGCUGGGAGUGGCUCAGGGCGAGCCCCUCAAAGGGGACCAGGACCUGCUGACCUGCGGCCAGUGCCACUCCCGCUUCCCCCUGGCCGACAUCCUGCUGUUCAUUGAACACAAACGGAGGCAGUGCCACGGGAGCCUCUGUAUGGACAAACCCCUGGACAGGCCGCCAUCCUCCCCGCUCGCCUCACCCCUCUCCACGUCCUCGUCGCACUCGCGGAGCCACCAUCAGCACCCGCGGAGGGCGUGUCACCCCGUGGAGGUGGCCGUUCAGGUGUCGCCGCAGGAUGAGGAUUGUUUAUCUACGCCCUUGCAAGGAAUAAUCCCCAAGCAGGAGAAUAUCACAGAUAAAGAUGAGCCCAGCAGCUACACCUGCACCACCUGUAAGCAGCCCUUCACCAGUGCCUGGUUCCUGCUCCAGCAUGCCCAGAACACCCACGGCUUCCGCAUCUACCUGGAGAGCGAACCCGGCAGCCCCCUCACCCCCCGCGUGGCUGCAGCUCCAGGGAUGGGGGGUGACUGUGCCUCCUCUCAGCCUCCCCUCCAUGCUGUCCACUUGGCGGAUGGCAGUCCUUACAGCCUCCUGAGGAUGCCCGGCUCUGGCUCUGGCAGGGAUUCGGCGUCCACGCCUCGCGAGGGCCGUUACCCCAGAACACCGCCACUGUUCAGCCCGCCCCCACGCCACCACCUCAGCCCCGAUGACCUGGCUUUGGCAACACACCAUCCCAGCGCCUUUGACAGGGUGAUGAGGCUCAACUCAGUGCCAUUAGAGGCCCCUCCAAUGGACUUCUCUAGACGUCUACGUGAGCUGGCAGGGAACGCCACAGGAGCUUCCCCGCCACUCUCUCCUAACAGGCCCAGCCCUAUGCAACGGCUGCUGCAGCCAUUCCAGCCAGGUUCAAAGCCUCCAUUUUCAGCCACGCCGCCCCUCUCCACUUCUCAGUCACCAUCUGGCUCACGCUCCACCCCCAAUGCCAUUUCCAACACCGCCCAGCCAGGCACACCUCUCAAGGCAAAGUCUUGUGAGUUCUGCGGAAAGACCUUCAAGUUCCAGAGCAACCUAAUUGUUCACCGGCGGAGCCACACGGGGGAAAAGCCAUUCAAGUGUCACCUGUGUAACCACGCCUGCACCCAGGCCAGCAAACUGAAACGACACAUGAAGACGCACUGUCAGAACAAGUCUUCUGUGCUCAACGCCAAGUCAGAUGACGGCCUCUCCACUGCGAGCUCCCCUGAACCCGGUACCAGUGAUCUCAUGGGCAGUGCCACAGAUGCUCUCAAGUCAGUGGUGGCCAAGUUCAAGAGUGAGAACAAUGGCCUGAUGCCUGAAAAUGGAGAAGAAGAGGAGGACGAGGAGGAGGAGGAGGAAGAGGAAGAAGAAGAGGAGGAGGAAGAGGAGGAAGAAGAAGACGAGGAUGGAGAGGAGGAGGAAAUUGAGACUAAGCCAGGAGUCGGAGAAGAAGGGGAGGGAAGGAAUGACUAUCGUUUCAGCCUGCGGCUAGAGGGAGCCCGCCACCACCAGAAUAGUGAGGCACUGCACCCACACCGCCGGAGCUCGUCCCAGGAGCCCGGUGACGAGGACUCGGCCAUGGAGUCAGAUCGAGCAGAUGAUGGAAGCACCACUACCAUGAACGGCCUGGGACCUUUAUCCACAGACAGCCUGUCCAGGAAGCUGCUGAGUGGAAGGGUAAGCCCCGGCUCCCUCAGUCCCCUCUCCAAGCGCAUCAAGGUGGAGAAAGACCUCGAUCCCCCCACGCCCACUAUCCCGAACACGGAGAACGUGUACUCCCAGUGGCUUGCUGGCUAUGCUGCCUCACGACAACUCAAGGACCCCUUCAUCAGCUUCACAGGUGGGGACUCCAGACAAUCGCCCUUUGCCUCCUCAUCUGAGCACUCGUCAGAAAAUGGCAGCUUGCGCUUCUCCACUCCGCCCGGUGAACUUGACGGAGAGCGGGCUGCUUCAGGACGCAGCGGCACCGGCAGCGGGGCCAGCACUCCCCACGGCGGCAAUGGGAACGGCCGGCCGAGCUCUAAGGACGGCCGCCGCAGUGACACCUGCGAGUUUUGCGGCAAGGUGUUCAAGAACUGCAGCAACUUGACAGUGCACCGACGCAGCCACACGGGAGAGCGGCCCUACAAGUGUGAGCUGUGCAGCUACGCGUGCGCCCAGAGCUCAAAGCUCACCCGCCACAUGAAGACCCACGGACAGAUGGGCAAGGACGUGUACAAAUGUGAAAUCUGCCACAUGCCUUUCAGUGUAUACAGCACUCUGGAGAAACACAUGAAGAAGUGGCACAGCGACCGCCCUCUGGCUAAUGACAUUAAGACUGAGUAGGCAAAGAGCAGCAUGCUGGCAGCUCUCUCUCUUUCAGCUCCCCCAGCUAAAAAGCGACCCUGGCUAACUAGCCAAUAAGUGAGGGGAAAGGACAACAGGGUUAGACACCAGUACACGGUACAGCCCUGUUAUCAUCCCCGACUGGAAAAAGCUGAAUGCAUGAUCCAUCAUUGGGGCAAUACUAUUGCAUCAAAACUUUUGAGCCUUUCUAUUGUGCAAUAAUUUACACGUUUUGUAUUUUUUGUAACUGGACAGCAUGCUCGGUGUGUUUUGGCUACUUAGAGAGAAAAUUGUCCUCGGCUGGUGGGUUUGGUUGUACAUGUGUUGCUGUUUUGAUUUCUUCAACGUAAAAAAAAAGCUAGUUAUGAGAACCCAUGCUGCAUACAGUGCAUACUGUUUUACAUAUCAUGUACAGUUUUGUGUUCAAACAUAGUGGACAGUGUCAUAAUAUCGAAAACAUCAAGACAAGCAGGGUCACACUUAAAACUGAUCUUUGUGAAAGAUUUUCCAUGCAAGAUUGAGAUAAGAUUAUAUAUAUAAAUAUAUAGAAAUUGGGCUGCCUAUGAAAGGCACAAGCGCCAUUAAAUAUUUCUUUGACAAACAGCAAUGAAAUUAACAGUAUGGUGUGAAAUGACAACAAAGAGUGCCUUGGAUAUUUUACCUGCAUUAGUUAAUCCUCCUUUUUGCUAUAAGCUCGGAGUUUCAGCUAGAGAAGAUUACAUUUUUGUGCACAUAUGGAAUAAGCAGGUCCUUGCAUCAAGCACCUGUGCAACCCUGUUGUUUUGUGACUUAGCGGAGCAUAAGGAACCAGCUGAAACGAAAAAGAAAAAAAAAAUAUGUGUACCUCUGGUAAAUCAUUUAUCUGCCUGACUCAUGUAUAUUAUUCUCCAGAUUAUGAUUCUGUUUACUGGCAUGUUACAUGCUAAAAAAAGGAGUAGGUGUGUAGAGUUUUUGGUCUAGGUGUUUAUGUUUUUCCGGUACGUGUGUACCACACUGAGAGGGUAGUCUGACGAGUUGUUUUUAACCAACGUAAAGCUCUUAAUUUUCCAGAGUGUUUAUUUUCUUUGAAAAUUAAAAGUUUGCAGUUUUUAUUUUGUAGGUAGCACAGAAUUAUGUUUUCUUCUGUGUCAGUCAGGCAGCAGUGUAGCCAGCAGCCACUUGGAGACCAGAGUGGGUUUUUUUAGUUAAGCCAGACAGAUUUUGGGGUGAGGGUGGGGGGUUAGGGUGGGUGUCUGAGGGUAAGGGUAGCAGGGUGGGUGUGGGUUGACCAGGUGUCGCUACAAUUCAAUUGUUAUGUCCUUAUAGCGCUUAUUCUCUUUACCGCAUUAGAAGUUAGGAACCCUUAAGUAAUCUGAAACAUUUUUAUUAACUCACAUUGGAAACGAUCAAAAAAAAAUCAACAAAUUUCCCCCUUCUACACAUUUUUUUAAAAGUCAAUUUUACAUGUUUUGUGUUCUUUUCAGUUAAAAUGCUCUAGACUUCAUUGUGGUAUUUUUUUAAAAUCUCCAUCACCAGUCAUUGUUGAAGAUAUAGCACUUGUCACUCUGCCUUGGAUUCUGUAUCUGUCUCUCUAAUCGGAGGUACAGUCGGUUGAGUAUAAAAUGAGGACCGGAUUUCAGAUCUGGGACUACCUACGUGCACUGUUCAAUUUUCCCAGUUUACAGUCGGACGCUCAAGGGAAAAAACUUGCUCUUAUGCUGACAGAUUAGUUUGGUGUCAUUGCUUUGCAUUAAAAAAAUAAAAAGAAAAAAAAAGAGAAAGAACUAGAAACUGUUGCCAGCCAUGUCUCCUCCUGAGAGCCAAACAUCACUUUGGCUCUCGGGGGUAUCAAUGCAGGAACCGCCAUAGAAAUAUCCUGCUUCAUACCAACUAUAGAAAUAUACCGCUCAGUACAGAAAGAUCUACAAAUUUGAUUUAAAAAGAUAAGUAAAUUGUGUUGUUGAGUUUUUAAAGUAACACUUCAAUAUCUUUAGGGGAGAACCUUAUUUAAAUUUUGUUUUCUUUUUUUGUUUUUUUAAAUUCUCUUUUCUGUCUUGGUGACAUCCGGGACUUGAUCACUAUGUAAUGAACUGUAAUGAACGUGUCUCUCAUCUUUUCUGCCUUUACUAUACACUUCAGGUUGAACAAAAAUUUGCAUCGGGGAGAGAUUUAUGAUAUAUAAAUAUAUAGAGAGAACUUAAAACACAUAGGAAAAUGCACACUCAUGUAAGUUCCUAUGUUCAAAACACAUUUAUGGUCUACUUUUUUCCUGUAUUUAGAAUGGUAUUUAAAAUUAAUGUUCACUUAGUGUAGGCACUUAUAGUAUUUAUGUUGGAGCCUGUAUUUUUAACUGUUUUGCCUGUACUCUUUAAAGGUUUCAAUGUACCCUUUUUUUCUGUAGUGAAAAAAAUCCCAACAAGCUGCCACCGUAUAUUUUCUUAAUUUGGCAGGAUAAUAUAGUGUGAAUAAUUUGUAUGCUUGAAAAUAAGUAUGUUUUUGAAAAAUAAAAUGUUGUGGAGUUUCCCAAGGGGUGAAAGGUCAUGUAAUGGCCUUUUCAGGCAGUCCCGCUGGAGUGACCACAAUGAGGUAAAAACAGGUGGUUGUACAUAUCUUUUUAGUUUGUUUUAUAUAUUUUUCUCUCCUGCCAUUUUAUAUGCAGUAAUACAAGCUAUUGUUGGGUUUUCUCGGUAGCCAACUUUUUACUGUCCUUGAACAUGUACCACCUGAUAACAUUCCAGCCGUUUUUUGAAAAAGACCUUUUGUCAUAUGCAAUCAAUCCAACAUCAAUCUGAAAAAACAUUUUUUCUUUUUUUUUUUGCUACAGUUUUGUUAUUUUGAAUUUUGUUUUUCAUUGCCAAAAGAACCAUGGUGCUUUAUAAUUUAAAUAUGGUACAUCUCAUAUGCAAGGCAUAUUCUAAAUAUACCAGAAAUCAUAGAAAGAAAAAAGUUUGGUACAUGUUAUCAUUGCUGAUGGUACUGAGGUACAUUUGAGUUUUCAGCCUGAUUUCAUCCUGUGUUCUGUAUUUACUCUCAAGCUAUUUGUUCUGAACUGAACUUGAAGUUGACCUACGGCAUUGGUCGACAUUAUUUAUUAUGACUAUACACACACACACAUGCUCUGUUCAGAACGGAGUCACUGCAAAACAAAUCAGUUUGUUUUUCUCCCUCCUGAUGAAUUGUGAUGGCUUAAUUUCUCUGUUUGAUGACCAAAGGUCAUUGGCCGACAUUCAUGAGUUCUUGCUCGACUUACAGAUUUUUUGUUGUUGUUGUUUUUUCAGUUACGGAGAUGCCACUCUAUUUUCAGCUGUUGUCUGCAUUACUCUCUUCACUCAGCCAUUUUGUCUUGAAAAAAAUAAAAAGUAUUACAUACAUAUCUGAA